AUGAACCAAUCCAAAGAGAACAAUAAAAAAUAUCAGCAUCUACAUACAUAUAUAUAUUGCAUUUCAAUAAACCCUCUUCAUUGGACAAAAAGAACAUCAUGGUCGAACUAUUUCCAAAACAAAAUGAGGAGCAAAAGAGAAAAGAAAAGAAACUCAACAGACCAGUCCAGACCCCCCACACCUAGAAUCCGUAAUCAGGAGACCCACUCCUCUCACCUCCAUACCCUCCCCCACUUCCUUCAUACGCAUAGCCCCUAUAGCCAACACGUUCACCCCGCUCGUCCCCACCAUACCAAGUCGGAUCCACACGCCCCGCAGCUCUCCCAUCGUCCGACCCAUCCUCCGAAUCCGACAACGAGUUAUUUGCGCUAACAUCCUCAAGAUACCGCUGGUCAUCAUCCGAGGAUUCCUCCAGCCUCUCUCUUAGAGCCUGUAAUGCUCGAGCCUGCACAUCGCGCUCUUCGCUCGACGACCGACCUUCGCGAGACGAUUGCGAAGAAGGUCGGACGGGGGAUUCGUAACCGGAAUGUGCGCUCCCGACGGAGUCGGUAUAGGCUAUCGAGCCAUUGCAGCCGCACUUCGUACC
Molecule: messenger RNA, 586 nt
Organism: Periconia digitata
Lineage: Eukaryota; Fungi; Ascomycota; Dothideomycetes; Pleosporales; Periconiaceae
Source: the annotation of a GenBank genome assembly